Molecule: messenger RNA, 4307 nt
Organism: Neoarius graeffei (lesser salmon catfish)
Lineage: Eukaryota; Metazoa; Chordata; Actinopteri; Siluriformes; Ariidae
Gene: parp12a
Product: poly (ADP-ribose) polymerase family, member 12a
Exons: 12
Coding region: 54-2027 (657 amino acids)
Molecular function (GO): metal ion binding; NAD+ poly-ADP-ribosyltransferase activity
Source: RefSeq, a predicted model, not a curated record
ACUUUCGUUUUCUUCAAACCGAGAGUGAGGGAGGAGCUUCACUCCGUGAGGAAAUGGCGGCUGUUGUGUCUUACCACGUCCUGAGAGUGCUGUGUGAUAACCAGUGCUGUCUGCAGUUGCAGCAGUUGGAAGCUGUUUUACGGCACAGUUUGACGGUAGAUGAGCGGCUCCUGCGGCGCGCGCUGCUGGACAGCCAGCACUUCCGGGUUGUUGAUGAUGAUGAUGAUGAUUCGGCCGCGCGCGCGCUCGGUCCCGGUGCUUUGAUCAUUGCGGUAACGCCGCUGCGGCUGUGUAAAGACCCGGGCAAGUGUGAACACUGCGAGGAGCUGCACUUGUGCCGGUAUCACGUGUGUGGGAGUUGUAGAUUCGGGGACAAAUGCAAAAACCCUCAUGAUAUAAAAUCUGCACACAAUUCUGCUGUUCUGAGAAAGAAGAAUCUUUAUCUCCUUGAAGAAUCACAAUUGUUUCAACUUCUGCUACAGAACGAUCCUGCUCUUGUUCCAGAGAUUUGUUCCCACUAUAAUAAGGGAAACGGAGAACACGGAAGCUGUAAAUAUCAGACUAAAUGCACCAGCCUGCAUGUCUGCCAGCACUUCCUACAGGAUGACUGUAAAUUUGGAACUGCUUGCAAGCGGGCUCAUACUUUUGAUGCAGUUGCCAAGAAAAUUCUGAAUGGCAGAGGUUUCAGUCCGGAAAAUGUACGCACCCUUCAGAAAACAUACAAAAACAAGUUUCUUCUCAGCAGUCAAACUGAAAAGUCCAUCUCCAGAGGAGCAGAGAAAGAUGAACAAGUGAAGAAAAGGCAUCACUCUAGCAGCUCAGUGAGUGAGGCAGACAGGAAUGAAAUCUGCCUCUUCUUCGUGCGCAAGGGAUGCAGUUUCAAAGAGAAAUGUGUCCGUGUUCAUCAUGAUCUGCCUUAUAAAUGGGAGAUUCUGGAUAAAGAUGGAGUAACAUGGAAACACUUGCCCAAUGAAGAUGAUGUUGAGAGGGCCUACUGUAAUCCAGCUAAUGACAAAAGCUUUGGGCCACCACCUGUGGACUUCACUUCAAUGAAGUGUGGAGAGAGACCAGUUCGUCGUCUAUCCACAGCGUCCUCCGUUACUAAACCUCCUCACUUCAUCCUAACCACUGAAUGGCUUUGGUACUGGAAGAACGAUCAAGGACGAUGGAUUGAAUAUGGCCAGGGGGAAGAUGGAAAAUCUUUGGCAUCAAUCACCUCAAAAGCCUUGGAGAACGUGCAUCUCUCUGAAAUUGAAACUGAAAUUGAAUUCAGCCUGGGCGGGCAUGAAUAUGUGCUCAACAUAAAAGAUAUGUAUCAACAAAACAUAAAGUACAAAACAAAACGAGAGGUUCGGCGGAGGCCACGAUUUGUCUCGGCACAAGAUGUUAACGGAACAUCAAAAAGUGAUGCUCCAGAAACCUCCGGCUCUUCCUCUGUGGAUAUUCCUGGUCACUGGGAUAAAUCAGCUCUGCCCAGCUUCUCUUACAAGAUUGUUCUUCUGUCAAAGUCUGCACAUGAUUAUAAAAGUGUAUCCACACUGUUCCAACGGACGAUGUCCUCAAGCACCAUCCACAGCAUCAAGAGAGUGCAAAAUCCUUCGCUCUGGAGAGUUUUUCAGUGGCAAAAAGAACAGAUGAAAAAGAGGAACGGAGGGGGGGCUAUAGAUGAGCGCUACCUCUUCCAUGGUACAGAUAAGUCUCUAAUAGACGCCAUCUGUGAGCAAAACUUUGACUGGAGGGUUUGUGGUGUCCAUGGAUCACUUUAUGGCAAAGGAAGUUACUUUGCCAGAGAUGCCAAGUACUCAGAUAAAUACGCUAAAUCCAAAGUUGGUCCCAAGAUGAUGUUUGUUGCACUUGUCCUUGUUGGAGAAUUUACAAAAGGAUCCAGUAGUUUUCUCCGACCUCCACAGAAGACACAGAAGGCAGGGUUUUAUGACAGCUGUGUGGACAAUGAACAGAACCCGGCUAUUUUUGUCAUCUUUGAGAAGUAUCAGAUCUAUCCUGAGUACAUCAUUGAAUACUCUUAAGAUCCAGAUAUGUGCAUAGACUGUGAAGAAUGUGGUUCACAAUGUCUUAAGUACUUUGUUUUUAGAGUUUUACUGCUAAAAACUGGGGUGAGAUAUUGUUUUUGGUCAAGUUUCUUUGUUUGUGUUUAUUUGUUGUUGUUUUUUUUUGUUAGCAACAUUACGGGAAAACGUCUGGACCAAUCUACAUGAAACUUUCAGGAUAGAUGGGCAUUAGUCUCAAAUAGAACCUUCAUUUUGAGGCUCAUCGAGUCAAGGUCACGGUGACCAAAAAGUUAAUUAAUUAAUUAAUGCUCUGAGCUCAAACUGCAGGAGCGCUGCCUUGGAAAGACUCCUCCCACAAGCAUGCUGAUUGGAUCACGACCUGCCUUAUUUGCACACUUUGUGCUGUCAUUGGAUGGUUUCUUAGUUCGUUUACACACGCAAAGGAAGUGGUUUUGGCCACGCCCACUUUUAAACCCCAUUGAUAAAAACUUCCCCAUUCUGUUGAUUUUAUUAUUAUUAGCUCGCCCGCUAAGGACUAGACUAAAGAAAUUGCUUUCAAGACAUGUUUACGCUUAUUACAGCAGACCUCUCAAUAGUAGCCGGUCAGCGGCGGCAAAUCACAGUCUGUAGUAGGAUUUGCCACCGUCUAUUUUUCACUGAGUAGCAAAAAAUAUUUUUGUUUACAUAACUGUACAGGGCAGCACGGUGGUGUAGUGGUUAGCGCUGACGCCUCACAGCAAGAAGGUCUGGGUUCGAGCCCCGUGGCCGGCGAGGGCCUUUCUGUGCGGAGUUUGCAUGUUCUCCCCGUGUCCGCGUGGGUUUCCUCCGGGUGCUCCGGUUUCCCCCACAGUCCAAAGACAUGCAGGUUAGGUUAACUGGUGACUCUAAACUGAGCGUAGGUGUGAAUGUGAGUGUGAAUGGUUGUCUGUGUCUAUGUGUCAGCCCUGUGAUGACCUGGCGACUUGUCCAGGGUGUACCCCGCCUUUCGCCCGUAGUCAGCUGGGAUAGGCUCCAGCUUGCCUGCGACCCUGUAGAACAGGAUAAAGCGGCUAGAGAUAAUCAGAUGAGAUAACUGUACAAAACUGAGCAGCUUGCGAUGUGAAACUAAGUUUCAUUCAACUAAAUAAUGGCCAGGGUUCCUGUUGGUGCUCGUCACAUUUGUCGCUGACGAACAUAAUCCAUCUGUGACGAAGAGAAAAUUACUAGCAGUCGUCACAGUGAUGAAUGUGCGUCAUCAUUAUCAUAAGUCAUCUUUUAUAGUAAUCCCUCCGUUUACUGAAAUCCAACCCCAGUGAAGAGACUUUGGGAAGUCAGAGUGUAAACAAUGAGCGCGUGCUUGUGAUCAAUAAAAAUCGACUACACAUAAUGACCACAUGAGUGCCAAGCUUUUGACCAAUCACAGUGUGUCUUAAUUGGCCUGGUGUGGAGGUGUAAUCAUCUCUGUGUGAACCAAACAAUGGUGCUGUCUAAACUGGGGACUUUUUUUUUUGAUCGAGAUUCUUCCAGCACUGAAGAUGAUUUUAAGGGCCGAAAUAGCCAUGGGGGAGGCACAAUUAGGGCCCUGACCGUCCCCGAGCACAGCGGGCAGCGUCAGUAAUACAGGGGUCGGAAAAAAAAUAAAACAAAAAACAAUUAACAAUUUUUUUUAAAGGCAGUUGGACUCAGUCAAAACCAACCAGAAUAUUUGGUGAGCCCAAUGGUCAAGUCCAAGACAAUAGAAAAAACGUCUUGAGACUGGGCUCAAGUCCAAGACUACAUCUGAGUAUUACAGCCCUACUAUUGAUGUGUCUCACUACUGAUGCAUUUUCAACAUCUGUCAUAUAAGAUUUAAUUCAAUUUCAAGGGCGCAUUUCUUACUGUCAGUUUUUCUACUUACAUACAGUGGUGCUUGAAAAUUGGUGAACCCUUUAGAAUUGUCUAUAUUUCCACGUAAAUAUGACUUAAAAUAUCAACACGUCAUAAAAGUAGAUAAAGAAACUUUUAAGCAAACUUAAAACACCACUGUACAAUAUGUCAGGCAACCAGUCCAGGCUAGACUACUGAAAGCAUUUCUAGUUUUUAAUAGAAUCAUUAGGUGACUCAUUUUGGAUUUUUCGGAUCACGGAUCCGCCGACGGCAGUUAAAUACUACCGCUGAAAAAAUAAAGUCUGUGUGUAUUUUUAUUUGAACUGACGAAACGUACAAAAAGAAAUGAGAAACUUUUUGGGUCACAUAUUUUUCUUGUAACAACAUUGUAUCCCCAGUACUAGACCCUAUUUGUCACAAAUAAAAAGGAAAAAUUAUAAAUACAAAUGACAA